This is a messenger RNA of Aspergillus steynii IBT 23096, 1238 nucleotides long. RefSeq lists its product as uncharacterized. The coding region runs from base 124 to 1224 and encodes 366 amino acids. NCBI's taxonomy places the organism in Eukaryota, Fungi, Ascomycota, Eurotiomycetes, Eurotiales, Aspergillaceae. The record is from RefSeq and is a predicted model, not a curated record. The transcript has 2 exons.
UCUAUGGCGGUGGUCUGUAUCGUUUCUCAUAUCUCGUUGAAUCCCCCUUGCGCCGUCGCCAGUGACCCCCUCUUGCCCUUUCAGUCUUUCUGCUGCCCGGCUUACGUGCUUUUCUCAUCCCCCAUGGCCUCUGUCAGCGGGGUUUGGUUUCUGUUUCUCGGCGUUGUUGCCACUGCUCUUCUCUGGGGAGCCAGUCUCUGGAAUGGGACUGUGAAGGAGCUCAUUCUGACAGCCUACUACGGCAAGUUCCAAGAUGGCACCCCGUUUCACACUAAUUAUACUGGCUUUCUCCCGCUCGACUUCCCUAUUGCCGUCUUGGUUGCAUUCUUCUACUAUGGAACCAACGGGUCACACCCGGGCUACCAGCACUUCCUCGUGGAUGCGUAUUCCACAUUGCAGCUGGCCUUUGUCUGGUUGUAUGUGGAAGGACUCCGACUUGAGGAUAAGCCAUAUUCGGUUGCAAAACCUGUUCUUUGGGGUCUGCUUUGGCAAGCUAUCGGCGGUGCUAUUGCAUGGCCCAUUUACUUCUUCUACCAUAUCCGUUGGUUCAACACACGACAAGGACCGCUUCGUCCGGUAUCCCUUCCGUCCGCAAAGGCACUUCCUUUCAGCUUUCUUCUGGGCGCGGUUCUUCCGGCAGUCAUAGGCAUGCUGCCGACCUGGUUGCCUCGACUACCUCACACGCAUCAGUCCAUUCUGGCAGCAUGGCAACCAGAUCCUGUCUGGGUAGCAGUGAUCCAAGCAGGUUUCACAAAACUCUUCUCGUCACCGGAAGACGCAAGCAAGGCUGUAUGGUGGACGAAAGCCUCCCUUUUACUCUCAGCGGUGGCGUGCACAAUCGGACAUACCUACACCAUGUGGACGGUUCUCACAUCGUCCGAUGAGCGACUGAGCUUUGCACGGAUGUAUAUUCCCCAUCUGGUCGAUGGACCACGGGACGCUGCAGCUCUCCUGGCGAGCGGCCCGUGGCUGUUCCUGCAAUAUGACCUGAUCAUAUACUCAUUGGCAAGUGUGUCUUGGGCAUAUCUUCUGGUCGCACGGUUGGUGACACCAGGAGCUCUGCCGCGCCUGGUGGUGCUACCGGCGCUGUUUGUAUUGGGGUCGGUGAUCCUGGGACCUGGAGCGGCUGUCUCACUGGCGUUGUUCUGGAGAGAGGGGACCGUUAUAGUAAACAGGAAGGAUGCGAAGUUGUCAAAGAGAUCAUUGAAUAAGUUUAAACAGUGACGUGGGUGGUUAUU